Messenger RNA from Malaclemys terrapin pileata, 10072 nucleotides. It is a transcript of the gene PLEKHG2, whose product is annotated as pleckstrin homology and RhoGEF domain containing G2. The record is from RefSeq and is a predicted model, not a curated record. The coding region runs from base 143 to 5827 and encodes 1894 amino acids. The transcript is spliced from 19 exons. Gene Ontology annotation, molecular function: guanyl-nucleotide exchange factor activity. NCBI's taxonomy places the organism in Eukaryota, Metazoa, Chordata, Testudines, Emydidae.
CCCAGCGGAGCUGAUGGGCUGGACCGGCCGCCGGGCGCCCGCUGCGCUCUGAGCCCGGAUCCGAACCCGCCCGGGCCCCGGGAGCGCCGCGCCCCGCGCCGCCGCACAGCCUGCGAGGACGUCCGUCGCAGACCACAGCACCAUGCCUGAGGGAGCCCGUCGAGGCAGCAAGAAGAAAGCAGGCAGUCAAGCGGCCGCCAGACCAUCCUCCGUGUCCUCGCUGAGCGGGAUCGCCGGCGGCAUGGCCGCCGCCGCCAUCUCGGGCAGCUGCACCUCGGUCAACACGGUGUGCUCGGACGGCGAGCGGCCCGUCAGCCUCAGCUCCUCCGCUUCCUCCGCCUCCCUGCCCGACAGCCAGAGCGCCUUCGGCAGCAGCGGGGCCUUGGGCGGGGGCUGCCCCGCCGGCUACCCGCCCGACGCCCAGCAGAACGGCAGCGACAUCAGCCUCGAUCUCACCCCGGUGGCGCUGCUGGAGGGGCCGGCCGAGGGGCCCCCAGGGGGCGCCAAGUGUGGCGGUGGCAAUGCCUGGUCCCCCGGGCCUGCCAGAGCCAGGGAACGGCGGGUCAAGCUGUCCCAGCUGGACCGGGUGGUGCUGGAGAUUGUGGAGACGGAGCAGGCGUACGUGCGGGACCUGAGGAGCAUCGUGGAGGAUUAUCUUGGCUGUAUCAUAGACAGUGGACAUCUGCCCCUCAAACCCGAGCAAGUGAGCGCUUUGUUCUGCAACAUCGAAGACAUCUAUGAGUUCAACAGCGAGCUCCUGGAAGAGCUGGAGAGCAGCAGCAGCGCCCAUGCCAUCGCCGAGUGCUUCGUGCAACGGAGCGAGGAAUUUGACAUCUACACCCUGUACUGCAUGAACUACCCCAACUCGGUGUCGGUGCUGCGGGAGUGCAUGGAGAACCAGGUGCUGGCGGGGUUUUUCCGAGAGCGCCAGGCCACGCUGUGCCACUCUCUGCCCCUGGAGACCUACCUGCUGAAACCCGUCCAGAGGAUCCUCAAAUACCAUCUCCUGCUGCAGGAGCUGGCCCGGCACUGUGAGCGGAGCAGCGCAGGCUACGAGGCGGUGGAGGAAGCCAUCAUCACCAUGACGGCCGUGGCCUGGUACAUCAACGACAUGAAGCGGAAGCAGGAACACGCCGCCCGGCUGCAGGAGCUGCAGGGGCUGCUGGUGGGCUGGAUGGGGCCGGAGCUGGAGGCCUUCGGGGAGCUGGUGCUGGAGGGGCAGUUCCGGGUGCAGCGGGUGCGGCGGGAACGCGCCUUCUUCCUCUUCAGCAAGAUACUGCUGGUUGCCAAGCGCCGCGGGCCGGCCUUCGUCUACAAGAGCCACAUCUUCUGCUGUAACCUGGCCCUGUCGGAGAGCCUCAAGGACCCCCUGAGCUUCAAGAUCUCGGACCUCACCAUCCCCAAGCAGCAGCACGUGGUGCAGGCCAGGAACCAGGAAGAGAAGCGGGUGUGGAUCCAUUACCUGAAGCGUCUGAUCGUUGAGAACCACCCGGCGUCUAUCCCUCAGAAGGCCAAGCAAGUGUUGCUGGAGAACAGCUUCCAAAGCUCCCCGGAGAUCCGCUGCAGCCCGGAGCCCCUGAAGACGCCGGCCCCCUCUCCAAGGAUGGAGGACGCCUGGGGCUUCCCCCGCAGCAGGCGGCAGUCAGAGCCGCCCAAAUUCAUGUGCAGCCCGGAGAGAGCCCGCAAAAGCUGCCCCGUCAUCCAGCUGGACGGCGCCACUCAGUACCGCCGGGGGCGCAGACAAUCCGAGCCGGCCACUGAACUGAGCCAGAUGGGGCAGGAGCAGAACGGUCGCUGUCGGGGGCUCCCGGCCACCCCCAAAUUGAAGCACGCGGGCAGCGAGGGGGAGCUGUUCCCCACCCCACCGCCACUGGCGCUCUCGGGCAGCGUCUGCACCCUGGACUCCAGCGUGGCCGAGGAGUCAGACCCUGGCGAGGACGCCGAGUCGCCCCCGUUCUGCCUGGCCGAGGAGCCGCUGUCCAUCACCGAGGAGAUCCUGGAGCUGCUCACCCAGAGGGGGCUAAGCAGGGACCUGGGGACAGAGGAGACGCCCUGGGGGCAGGGGGAGCAGCGCUCCGGGAGCCCCACUCCACAGCCGGAGCAGGAUCCGCCUCUGAGCCGAGCCGUGCUGGGAGAACGAGCCGAGGGAAGCGAGGUUCAGGAGGGAGAUGCCGCCGGGCGAGACGAGCCCCGCCCUGGCAGCCUCGGCGUGACGCAACCCCUCCCGCCGCGCCGUCCCCCCAGCAGCGAAUCGGAGGAGAAGCAGGAGCGGGGCCCUUCCCCUCUUUGUGUCCUAGAAGACCUGGGUGCAGAAGAGGCCGCUGGCAAGCCAGAGGUCCUGGCAGGGGAUAACGCCCUGCAUGCGGGGCGGGAAGCGUCCAGCGGGGAGCUCGGCUCCACCGAUGGGGCCUGCCCCCCGUACAGGGAUGGGUCAGCGCGGGACUCGCCGCUGACCCGAGACGACCGGCUGCUGAUUGAGAAGAUCAAGUGCUACUACGAGGCGGGCGAGGCUGCCCCAGACUCCCCCGCUCGGGAGGGCGCCCUCUCCGCCCCCGCCGGCGUGGUGCGGGACUCUGUGCUCCACCUCAACCGCCUCCCCCAGCAGGAGGGUGCCAUGGACCGCGAGGGGGGCGGGGCUUCUUGGGCCAAGGCCCGCCCUGCCCGCCAGGAGGAUGCUAGGAGGAGGUGGGGCCAGUUUCUUGACCAAAACACCACCCCUCAUGACGCCAACCAAGAGGAUUCUGGGAAGGGAGAGGGCCCGGCCUUUGAUCAAGGCACUCAAUUUGGUGCCAACCAAGAGGCCCACGAGGAUGCUGGGAAGGGACAGGACCAGCCUAUCAACCCAGACAUCCAUGGCACCAACCAAGAGGAUGCGGGGAAGGGGCAGGACCAGCUCACCGACCAAGGCACCGAAGCUGACGCCAACCAAGAGGAUGCUGGGAAGGGGCGGGACCAGCCUGCCAGCCAUGUUGCCCUGCCCCCUGCCAGUCAGGAGCCCGAGUACAAGUCGUGCGCGGAGAUCCGGCGGGCCUGGCGGGAGAAAGAGCAGGGGGCGGCGGAUGCCCUGGGAGCACGCACCCCCCGCGUGAAGCAGGGCAGCAAAGGGCCGGCGGCCGCCCGCGAGCCCCCACCGUUCCUGGAGCCCCUGUGGAUUGUGGAGGAAUCGGAUCUGGCUGCCCCGCCCCGGCUGUCCCGUGGCGACGCGGUCCCUCGUGCCGAUGGUGUCCCGCCCGCCGGCUACGCCCCCCUGCCAGGGUUAUAUGAGGACACUGCCCCUUGCCUGCUGGAGAACUCGGAGCGGAUCCUCAGCAAGGUGCAAGCCCUGGCGCGGAUGUACAGCGAGAAGAUCAGCCGGGCCAAGACGGCCCGGAGGCCGCAGGACGGGCCGCGCCGCCCGGCACCCAGCAGGAUGGGCACCCUGGAAAGCCUGCGGGAGGAGAUGCCAGGGCCCUGCCUCCCUCGCUGCGAGCCCCGGCUUUACGGCCACGUGCUCAUCCGCGAGCCCUCCCUGCACGUGAACUGCGUCCAGGAGAACGUGCUGCUGGUGGCCGCCGCCCGAGGGAACGCCCUGGAUCUGCGCAGCGACCGGCCUGCACCUCUCCUGGCUUCCCGGUGCCUGGGUUCGCCCCCGGCAGAGGAGCCGGGAGCCGCCCGGCAGGAGCCUCCCCCCCCGCUGGUGGAAUCGCCCCCGAAGCUCAGCGGGGACCCCCCGAGCCCAGGCGAUCCGGUUGGGGAGGGCCCCAUCAUGGGCAGCUCUGCCCCGCCGGCUCCUGACGCUACCAGUGGAACUGGCACGACACCCGAAGCCAGGGACUUUGAGGGAGCCGGGUGCCCGUCGGUGCCUAGCUGCCGAGCCGAGCUGGCGGUCUGCGGGCGCCAGGGUGAGCCAAGCGCCAGGGAGGUUUCUGCGGAGACGGCAGCCUCCUCUCCCUUCUGGGAAGCGGCCCCGAGCCAGCAGGCGUCGGAGGUGACCGGGCUGGUCCCAGCCGCCUCCCCCAGCCCUGCGGCGGAACGGCAGCCUGCGUGUGUCGGCACGUCCACCGAGCCCGACCCGCUGGGGCCGGGCCCCUCCAUCCCUGGCGCUGGCCCCCCGGAGCCGGCGGGGGAGCAGAGCGGGCCCGUCGCCGUCCUGCUGCCAGAGGAGCGAGCCCUGGCUUUGGGCAGGGAUUCCCGGCCUGGUACUGAGGAGCUGCUCCCCCAGCCAUCGCCGGGGCCCGUCCGCUGCGGGACUGGAGAGGCGUCCCUGUCUCCCGCGCCGGACCCUGUCCCGCCGGCGGCGCCCUCCAGUGCUGCGGGAUCCCCGUCUCCGCUCCACAGCAACGGCCUGCCCCUGGCAGCUCUGCCGUGCCGGGGCACCUGCCUGCCUUCCCGGGCCACGGGAGUGGCACGCCCGUCCCCGGAGCUGUCCUCAGCUGCAGCUGCCCAGCCCAGCCGCUCCGCGGCCCGGUCGGCUCCCGCUUCGCCCAGCUCCGGCCCCCUCCCGGCUCUGCCGCGCCUCCAGACCUCCUCCCCGGCACACCGGCGCCUCUCCUCCAGCGCCGCGGCCAUCUCCAGGUACAUCGCCGCCUCCUGCAUCAGCCAGAGCCUGGCCAAGAGAAAUGGUGCCCCCUCGGGGCCACCUGGCACCCAGCCACCGCUGGCAGAGACCUCGGCACCCACCAGGCCUCUGCCUCCCUGCUCAGCCAUCCCGAGACCGUCCUCCUGCCCCUUGGGGCCACCUGGCACCCAGCCUCCGUCGACAGAGACCCCAGCACCCACCAGGCCUUUGCCUCCUUGCGCAGCCGUCCUGAGACCAUCCUGCCCCUUGGGGCCGCCUGGCAUCCAGUCUCCGUUGACAGAGACCCCGGCACCCACCAAGCCUCUGCCUGCUUGCGCAGCCGUCCCAAGACUGCCCCCCGGCCUCUUGGGCUCCAGAGCUCCAGCCCCACCAUCUGCUCCAUUCCCCAGUGAGAAGGCCAACGCCUGGUCCCAUGGUACCAGCAAGCGGGACCCUUCCCAGCUCAGCGUCUGCCCUUCCCCCUGUGCCAGCCCUGGGUCGCCCUCUCCCCCGGGCUGUUGCCGCGAUUCCAGCUGGCUGGGGGAGCCCAUCCCCUCGGCGUCUGGCUCGGCCGUGCUGCUGGCCUUCGACCGUCUCUCGGGGACGUGCCCGGUCCCCCGGGCUAAGCAGCCCGCCCCCUUCUCCUCCGCUUCAGAGCCCAGCUCCAGGGUCCAGUCUCCAGCGCCGGCGUGCCCCCGGGUGUGCUCCCCCCCUCCCUCCAGCCAGCGCCACGCAGUGGGAAGAGCUGGCUGCGCCCCCCCCCGGCCUUGCUCCUUUGCCCCCUUGCACGUCCCCACACAGCCUUCCACCUUCCGCCUCUCCUCCCCCCUGCAGCCCACCUCCCAUCCCUCCGCCACGCUACCUCAGCCAGGCAGGAGGCCGAGGGGAAACCCCGAGAGCCCUCCAUCCCCUAGAGACGGAGACAGGGUGGGGUGCUGCUCCGGGGCGCCCCCUAGCAACUCAGCCAGUCCCAGCCCCGACGAACUGGAUGGCAUCAAGUGGCCAGACGUCCCGGGCUUGCGUUCCAGGUACGCUGACCGGGCGGGCAGCAUGGGGCCGCCAGGCUCGCCAGAGGAGUACCCCAAAGCGAGAGCGGACUUGGCUCGGGACACGGGACCCCAUCGGGCCAGCUACUCCACCACCGUCAACAUCCAGAUCGGGGGCAGCGGCCGGAUCGCCUCCUUCAGCAACGCUCAGGUCAGCCUCACCCACCCUCUGCUGGCGGCGCCCGGGCAGCACGGCGCUAGGCGGAUCAACGGCAGCACCUUAGAGACCCCGCAGAAAACGUGACGGGCCAGGUCGGGCGGGAGGGGGGGCGGUUUACAGCCACGGCUGCAGGAGCGCUCCUGGCUCUGCACGUGCCCGGGACCAGUGGUAAUAUAUUUCUGGGGCUGGCUGGUAUGUGGGGGGGAUGAAUUGUUAUUGACCCACUGGGGUUGGCAGGGGUGGGGCCAGAUCCCCAGCUAGGGUAAUUUGGCCGUACUCUAUGGACACCAGCUGGGGAUCUGGGCCCAUUGACCCCACUGGAAUGAGGCCCAUUGAUACUAGCUGGAGAUCUCGGUCCAUUGACCCUAAUGGAGCGAUGCCCAUUGACCCCCAGUGGAAUAAGGCCCGUUGAUACCAGCUGGGGAUCUGGGUCCAUUGACCCUAAUGGAGUGACGUCCAUUGCUCCCCAAUGGAAUGAAGCCCAUUGAUGCAAGCUGGGGAUCUGGUUUCCUGAGUGACUUCAGAGGCACAGUGGGGUGGAUAAGGCCAGCUGAACGCGAGAGUCCAUCCGUGCAAUUAAGCAACUGUUUCCAGGCCAGGAGGGAUCAGCGGGGCCCGGUCUGUAAAAGCCGUGUGCCCCCAACUGAUUGUGCUGGUCCCAGCCAGGUGGCCACAGCUCCCACAGGCCAACAGGCAAAGUGCUCUACCCCCUGCAAGCCCCGUUGCGAGGCAGACGGCAUUCAGUUCUGGCUCUGGGUUGUUUUAACCGCCUGGUUUGUUCCUCGGCUGGUUGGGCCUGCAUCGGGACCAAAGUGAGCGGUGUGGGUGUUUGUAAAGAGGAGUGGGCACUAGAGGGACACAAACGCACACAGAAGACUAGCCAGCAGGAGCGUGCACGGUGCAGUACGGACACAUGCACACCUCUUUAGCCAGCAGGGGGAUCUGCAUGCACAGCCGCCUAGCCAGAAGGGAGCAGUGUGGACCCACAGAGAGCCAACAGGGGGCAGUAGGAAUACACCCAAUUAUUUUCCUCUAAGUGUGAAAACCAAAGUGUCUUCCGGGCCAAAUCCUUGCUUCAGCCAAACUCUCCUUGAAGCAGCCCAGGAGAGCGGGGGCAGCAGGCAUGGGGAAAGCCAUUGUCCUGGUGUAGAGCCACCAGCCCCGCCGCAUCUGGCCCCGUUGAGCUGUAUGGAGCCUGGCUCAGAUCGCUAGACCCAGGAGUCAGGUUCAGUCUUUGGACUCUGGCGCAUUGAGAUCUGAGCUGUGGCAGCCACACACCAUCCCUGUUGUGCCUUCGCUCUGGUGUCCCCGGGCAGAAACCCAGCUCCACCCAGGUCCCUCUGAAACCUGCGUGAGAUGUUGGCCAGGGGUUGUAUUCCCAGUUCUGCUACAAACUCCUAGUGUGUGAUUGUGGUCUAGCCACUUAAUCUGCCCUGUGCCUCAUUUUCCCCCAUGGGGAUUGUGGACUCUUUGGGGCAGGGUGUGUAGCUUGCUCUGGGCACGGCAUACAUCUCAAUGUUCCCGGGUGCUACUGUAAUUAAUCUAAUAUAAACCAAAACGACAGCUCUGGUGAGCAGAAGCGGGUGCUGUUUAGCCUCCAAUCCCUCAAAAGUCUAGGAAGUGGAAGUUGCUUUCUCUGCAAGGGAACCACAGAUGUGACCUCAACACACACGUAAGAGUUGACCCCAGGGUGUGCUGGAAAUGUCAAGGCAGCCACACGUCCGUCUCUUUCCGAAGCCUAAAUGCACCUUAAAUUCAGAAAAUUUCCCCAUAAAAAUUGCAGUGGGACAGUUGGGUAGAACUGUUUUUUUUUUAAGUAUUUGUAUCAGAUCAACAUUGAAAUCAUGUCCGUUUAAAUCAGCUGGGAAUCUGGCCCCAUUGACCCCAGUGGAACGAUGCCCCGGCUCUUAAUCCCUACAGAGUGGCAACGGGUCCAGAUGACUCCAGAAUGAUUUUUUCCCCCUCCCUACACCCAUAAAACCUGUAACUCAAAACCACCCCUCCGUUUCUUCCUAGCUUUCCCUGGAGCGGAGUUGCUGUGAGAUUCUAGUUGAUCUCUCUGACCAGUUCAAGACGCAAAAUAAAUUUGCUUAAAUAUUGCAAGUAAAAUCCCUCCAGACGUAGCAAUCCUGGGUUGUGAUUUGGAUGAAACUUCUUGGAGUGUUUGAAUCCCUGCUCGUUUGCCUUGAAAUUAACAAGGGGAAAUCAUAGACGUGUGUGUGUGUGUUUCCUUUCCCUAAAAGAGGAAAUCAGGAAGAGGGGGGCAAUGAAACGAGAAAAAUGAAAUAAAUAUUGGCUCCUUAGAAAAGCGGGUACAGUUAUUUCUGGGUUUUUUGCCAUGAGUUUUUCUGCUUCGUUUCUAAAGCUGGAUUGCACAAGGAGAUUUUAAAUUGAAGCAGCAGGUAGUUAAAGAGACUCUGGUAUUGAAUAUCGAGCCUUCCAGAUGGAACCAUUUAGCUACAUGUUUCGACAAAUUAUUUCACAGCCCACCAUUUGGGGAGGAAAAAAAAAAUCUCUCUAGGGUUAUUACCUCCUUUACUGCCUGUAAUGUAUGAGCCUGCAUGUUUUCGUCCCUUUGAGAGGCAACUUUUUUCGCUUCUGACUGCUAGGGGCAAUGCGAGCCUUGGGCAAUCCGUCCAAGAUGUCACGGCCAGUUUUCAAAUGCUGUUAAUUUCCUUCUCGUGUAGGUUUUUUUUAAAGGCCAGAAGGCACCAUUCUGCCCUUCUGUAUAAUCCAGGCAGCCACCUGAGCGAGAGCCAGUCUUUAGCAAGAGGCACCUGGUCUUGAUCUAAAGAUUCAGAGAGAGAGAAUCUGCCCGAUCGCUUGGGGAACCUCGCCAGGGGUUAGCCCCUUGCCCCAUUACAAACUUGCUGCCCGCUCCCUGUUUCCAGUCCGAAUGUGUCUUGCUUCAGCUCCCUCCUGCUAGGUCUUGUUCUGCCUUUGCUCAGUUAUAAAGCCCUCUGCUCUCAACGAAGUCCUCCCCGUGGAGGUCUGACUGCCCUUUUUGACUCAAGCAGCCAGUCAAAGCUGGGGGCCCUGCAAUUGGGCAGAGAAAUUGACGAUAGAAUCCGGCACCUUUGAGGCAAUCUUGUUUAUUUGCAAGGGGCCGUACAAAGUCCUGUUUCUCUGAACACAGUCAGAUCCCAAAAACGGGAGGUCGCUUCCUUCCCUGCAGCAGCACACAUCCUGGGUGUGUGUGUGUGUGUCUCUCUCUCUCUCCUUGGGCCAUGCCCCCAAGACACUUACCCCGAAACCGAUACUCUGCCAAACUCCCCUCCACCGAAGGCUUUCGGAUUCCUGAGUGGCUAUGGUUUGCCGCGGUCUUGGAGCGUGCUGUUGUAUCUUACGUUGAACCUGAAGGAAGGGCAGCGGUUAGCUCAUCACUUUCAGGGGUUUUAACCCAACCUAGGGCAGUACUUCGAGCCCGACAUCACUUCGUCGCCUCGGUUAAUGAAAUCAACUGAGCUUCCCCAGCCCUCACCUUGCUCUUGUAGCUCCUCUUCGUUCAUGGAGCGGACUCUGAUCUCACUUCCACCUGGUUUAUGUCGAGGGGGCACCAGACUGGAGCUGAGCCGAGGCCCGUCUCGCCCGGUAUCCCGGCUCUGGGGGUGGCCAGCGCCAGGUGCUGAGAGCAAAGUGGAAGAACCCCGCAGGGGCAGAUGGGAGAUCAGCUCCCCCCUCUCCGCCACAUUAGGUCUCUGUCUCGUCUCUCAUAGUCCGAGAUCGUCUUAAGCCCUGAAGCAUGGGGUUCUGUCUCCCUCAGUAUGGUUGUAAAUCGAGCCACUCCCCCAGGGUAUUAUUAUUAUUGUCUGCAUCAGAGUAGCACCUAGGACCAGGACAACCCCUCUCCACAUGCCAAACAAUGCGUGUUUUCAUUGCUAUUAGGUGUAUUACGGUAGCACUCAGGCACCCCAGUCAUGGCCCAGAUCCCAUUGCACCAGAAGCUGUAUGUUUCUAUUAGUAUUAGUUAUAUUACGGUAGCACCCAGGAGCCCAGUCAUAGUCCAGGACCUCCACUGUGCCAGGUGCUGUACAUUUGUUUGGCUAUUAGGUGUAUUACAGUAACACACAGUGCCCAGUCAUGGCCCAGGACCGCGUUGUGCCAGGUGCUGUAUAUUUUUAUUGCUAUUAGGUGUAUUACGGUAGCACCUAGUUGCCCAGUCAUGGCCCAAGUCACUGUUGUGUCAGGUGCUGUACAGACACAGAACUGUCCUAAUUCCAGUGUCUUCCUGUGGGGGGCUUGUCCCGCUGCAGAGGGGUGAAUCUCAGCCCCAGGGAUGAAUUGUGGUGGAAGUGGCCCUUCCUUCCCCUCCCACCCCCCCCCCGCAGG